AUGGCUGGACCAGGCGGAGGCCCCUCGAGGCGCAGUCACACAAAGUCCCGAAAGGGCUGCAAGACUUGCAAGAGGAGACAUAUUCGCUGUGAUGAGACGUUCCCGCAAUGCCGCAACUGCACCAAACACCAGGUGCGGUGCGAUUACAUGGAUAGCCCCACUGCCAUGAUGCCCGAAUCUCCGCAAGCGCCCCAACAGCCCAACCUCCUCUGGACACCAGAAAUCGAGGCUACGAUCGAGCUAUGGAGCCAGACUGGAGAGUUCCCCUUCCCCGAGCUUCGAAUCUAUCCCCAACCUCAAUGGCGAACAUAUGCAAAGACUGAUCUUCGCUUGAUCCACCACCUUUCCUCCAUCACCAAUGAGAUGUUUAGGAAUAGAACCUCCAAGAUGACCCUUUGGGCGGACAUGAUGCCCAAAUUCUUGAGCAUUGCUGCGUCGCAUCCUUUUGUCAUGCAUUCCAUUCUCGCUUUCUCCGGUUCGCACCUAGCUUGGAUCUCUCAGUCGACCGAAACGCGGAAUCUCGCUUUCCACCAUGCUAGCAUUGCGCUUAAGGGCCUGCACGACGGCAUUUCAAGCUUCACCAAAAUGAACUCGGAUGCGGUCCUGGUUUCGUCGCUCCUACUAGCUUGGCAAGCCACUGACUGGAGGGGUUGGGCUUCGCUCGUCACCGGCACAAAGACAAUUAUUCAGUCUAUGCAGCCCUGGAGACACGAGUCUCUUUUUGCAGAUUACAUCGCAGAGCACAGCCCAACGCCCAACAGGCACUUCAUGAACCCAGUCAGCACGCCGAUCACGCAGGAAGCCCGUACCCAGCAACUGAACACCCUCACCGACAUCCACAACUCCUUGCAGCGCAUGCAGCCAUACCUCAGCCGCAAUGAUCAGGAGACAAAGUGGGUUGACCAGCUGAAGGGGUAUCUCGACCGAUUGCGAUCAUCCAACCAAGCACAAACGGCUGAGGAGCAGUUCAAUCAGCUAUACGCGCUCCGCAAAUGGCUGUUUUGGGUCCCGAUCUCUCUUCUAUCUGCGAAGCGUGGGGACGUCAAUGUUCUCUGUGUCCUUGCUCACUUCUACGCAACCGCUCUGGCCUUGGAGCCAAUGUUUCCGGAUGUUGCUUCUGUUUUCGUCUCAGAUAUCUCCCUUCUUCCGCUGGAGGAGAUUGUUACCGUUAUCCAGGGAUAUCAGGAUCCAAGAUAUGACUCCAGAAUCCAGACCAUGUCAUAUCUGGUGCAAUAUCCCAUCGACAUAGUUUCGUCAUACAAGACUAGGAGAGAAUGGACGCGGCAGCAUAUCUCUGCUGUCUCUCCUGUUCAGCAGCCACCCUAUGCACUGGAAUCUAUCAACCUGGAUCUCGAAAACCAGAUCGCGCAGUAUAGCUACGGUCAAGCUCACAGUCUCAGCCCAGCUUUUGCUCCUUCGCCUCUAGGACUCUUGCCUCUUGGGAUGCCUUCCACUCCAGCUUCGCCAUUCCUCGAUAUUCCGCGAACGACUGCAGAUGCCUAUGGAACGAGCACCAACUACGCGUCUCCACUGGGCUCACCUGGCAAUGUACUAUUACCGCCGUAUGUGGCGCCUCCAGAGCAGCAUGCGUAUAAUUAUGGGAUGUCUGGAUAUACCAGCGGGUUCGUGGCUACACCUAUCUGGACGUAA
Didymella exigua CBS 183.55 is the source of this 1650-nucleotide messenger RNA. RefSeq lists its product as uncharacterized. Gene Ontology annotation, molecular function: zinc ion binding; DNA-binding transcription factor activity, RNA polymerase II-specific. The transcript has 4 exons. Gene Ontology annotation, biological process: regulation of transcription by RNA polymerase II. NCBI's taxonomy places the organism in Eukaryota, Fungi, Ascomycota, Dothideomycetes, Pleosporales, Didymellaceae. The record is from RefSeq and is a predicted model, not a curated record. The coding region runs from base 1 to 1650 and encodes 549 amino acids.